GGUUCCGACGAAGCAAAGCUACCACUGUGCGUGUUCGUGGAUAUCGAAAUCUUAUCUUUUUUUGUCUUCUUGCAUUUCACGCUUUGACAAGAUGCCGCCGAAGGUACCACCGCAGCCGGACUUCUCCCGUUUGGCCGCCGAAAUGCGGAUGAGGAUGAACGCGUACGGCGGCUUCGGCAACAUUUUUGGCAUGUCCGCCCUGAUUGGUCUGGGCGGCGUCUCCAUCUACGCCCUCUGCAAGUCCGUCUACUUCGUCCCCGGCGGCUUCCGUGCCGUGAAGUUCAACUGCAUCACGGGGUUGUACAACCAAACCUACGGCGAAGGCGCCAACUUCGCCAUCCCGUUUCUCGAGACCCCAGUGGUGUUCGACAUCCGCAACAAACCGAUCGAGGUGCCCACCGCCAGCGGCAGCCGGGACCUGCAGACGGUGAACAUGGCGGUGCGUGUGCUCUACCAGCCAAACGUGGACAAUUUGCACCACAUCUACCGCCACAUCGGCGUGAACUACGCGGAGACGGUGCUGCCCUCCCUCAUUAACGAGAUUAUCCGCGCCGUGAUUGCGCAGUUCAACGCGUCGGACCUCCUCAUCAAGCGUCCAGAGGUGAGUCACCGCAUCGGCGUCAUGCUGGCGGAACGGGCCAAGCGCUUCAACAUCGACAUCACCGAUGUCUCCAUUACGCAGAUGUCUUUUGGUAAGGAGUACACGAACGCGGUGGAGGCGAAGCAGGUGGCGCAGCAGAUGGCGGAGCGUGCCAAGUUCCGUGUGGAGCAGGCGGAGCAGGAGAAGCAGGCGGCGAUCCUGCUGGCCAAAGGUGAGGCGGAGGCGGCUAUCCUCGUCGGCAACGCUGUAAAACGUAACCCGGCGUUUAUCGAGCUUCGUGGGCUGGAGGCAGCGCGCGCGAUUGCGAAGAGUCUGCGCGAACACGGCCAGGGUCGCUUCUACCUGGAUAGCGAUUCUCUUUACCUGAAUGUGAAGGACCUGAAGAUUAACCACGGCACCACCAAGUGA
Molecule: messenger RNA, 1009 nt
Organism: Leptomonas pyrrhocoris
Lineage: Eukaryota; Euglenozoa; Kinetoplastea; Trypanosomatida; Trypanosomatidae
Product: putative mitochondrial Prohibitin
Exons: 1
Coding region: 92-1009 (305 amino acids)
Biological process (GO): mitochondrion organization
Cellular component (GO): mitochondrion; membrane
Source: RefSeq, a predicted model, not a curated record